Molecule: messenger RNA, 1286 nt
Organism: Suillus paluster
Lineage: Eukaryota; Fungi; Basidiomycota; Agaricomycetes; Boletales; Suillaceae
Product: CHAT domain-containing protein
Exons: 1
Coding region: 97-1050 (317 amino acids)
Source: RefSeq, a predicted model, not a curated record
GCCUUGGCGGAAGAGUUCAGGCAACUCAGUGUUCGCCUUCGUGGCGUAUUAGAUGUAUCUACCAAGGACCAAUCCCCACAGAUCCGGCAACUGACCAUGCAAUGGAAUGAUGUCAUCUCCCGCAUCCGCAUGCUGCCUGACUUUUCCCGGUUUCUCCUGCCUCCGCUGUUCUCUGACCUCCAGAAGGCGGCGGAAGGUGGACCAGUCAUUCUUGUCAAUGCAGGCCUGCGCAACUGUGAUGCCUUCAUUGUGCUGAGUGCCAAAGACCCUGUCCACGUUCCACUUGAUAUCACACAAGCCGAGGUCUCUAAAUUGUCGUCCGAAUUCCAGUCGCUCAUAGAGCAUGGCGGUUCCUCUGAUCAUGAACUUGAAUCACACAAGAUUGUCGGUGUCCUACGCGAGCUCUGGGAUCGUGUUGUUAGCCCCGUGACUCAAGCUCUCAAGGUGUUGGUUCACCCUGGAUCACGGAUCUGGUGGUGUCCUACCGCUGAGUUCACAUUGCUUCCUCUACACGCAGCGGGGCCCUACGAGAAGAAAAGCCAUAAUUUUUCUCACUUUUACAUCUCCUCGUACACUCCAACUUUGGCAGCGCUCAUUCGCGCGAGGCAACAGGUUUCUCGAGAUGCAUCCGUGCAGCACUUUGUUGCCAUUGGUCAAGCAAAUCUGGAUACAGGAAAGGAACUUCGAUGUGUCGCUGCUGAGUUAGCCUCAGUUGCUCAGUGUGUCGCACCCGUCCUGUCCUUCACACCGCUCGCGGACAGCAAUGCAACUGUCAGGGGAGCAUUCAAUGCAUUAAGCCGCAAUCAGUGGGUUCACCUAGCCUGCCAUGGAAUGCCGAAUCGAAAGCAACCAUUUGAUUCUUCCUUCGCAAUGCGCGACGGACCUUUGACAAUCCGGGAGAUCAUCCGAUCUCGGUCGCAAAAUCCGGAGUUUGCAUUCUUAUCAGCUUGCCACACCACCGUGGGCGAUGAUUCGAGCCCUUAUGAGGCUAUCCAUCUCGCUGCUGCGAUGCAAUUCUCCGGAUUUCGCAGCGUGGUAGGUUCCAUGUGAUCUGUCGACGACGACGUUGCACGCCAGAUCGUUCCUGCUUCGUAUGACAACCUCGUUGAUGGUUCAGGAAGAUUGGAUUGCACGCGCGCUGCAGGAGCGUUGCAAAAGGCUGUGAAGACGUUGCGCAAGAAGAAGAUUUCAUUGGAACAGCAGAUCGUAUUUGUUCACAUAGGCGUCUAGUUUGCUACUCGGUCGCUGUAUUUCUUUUUUUGCUAUGAUCUAUAUGUAAGGAACCC